Molecule: messenger RNA, 3128 nt
Organism: Camarhynchus parvulus
Lineage: Eukaryota; Metazoa; Chordata; Aves; Passeriformes; Thraupidae
Gene: B3GNTL1
Product: UDP-GlcNAc:betaGal beta-1,3-N-acetylglucosaminyltransferase like 1
Exons: 13
Coding region: 19-1095 (358 amino acids)
Source: RefSeq, a predicted model, not a curated record
CCCUGCGGGGCGGCGGCGAUGGCGGAGCCGGGGAGAGCCGGCGGGAGCCCCGAGCCCCCCGUGCAGGUGUCUAUCAUUUUGCCUGUUCACAACAGUGAAUGCUGGUUAGAUGAAUGCCUGAAGUCAGUUUGGGAACAAGAUUUUAAAGGAACCAUGGAGCUGUCAAUUUUUAAUGAUGCCAGUAAGGAUGAUUCAGCUGAAAUAAUUGAAAAAUGGAAGAUCAAGUUGGAAGAAGUUGGUGUUUCAGUAAUCAUUGGAACCAACAAUUCCUCUCAGCCUCGAGGUGUUGGAUUUGCUAAAAAUCGAGCAGUAAUUCAGAGCUCAGGAACCUAUCUCUGCUUUCUGGAUUCAGAUGAUGUGAUGAUGCCACAGCGGGUUAGGCUGCAGCACCAAGUUGCCAUUCAACACCCAAACAGUAUUAUUGGUUGCCAAGUCAGAAGAGAGCCACUGGACUCCACUGAACGAUACACUCGCUGGAUCAAUAACCUCAGCCAGGAACAGCUCCUUACACAGGUGUUCACCUCCCACGGGCCUACUGUGAUCAUGCCAACCUGGUUCUGCUCUCGGGAAUGGUUUUUCCAUGUGGGGAGGUUUGAUGAGGGUGGAAAGGGUGUCCCAGAGGAUUUGUUGUUUUUUUAUGAACAUCUCCAGAAGGGUGGUGGAGUCUUUCGAGUGAACCAUUGCCUCCUGCUCUACCGGUACCACCCCCAGGCUGCCUCUCACUCUGUCCUAGAGGAAACCAUCUGGAAUCACCGAGUCAGGUUCCUCGAGGACAGAGUCCUGAGCUCCUGGACAUCAUUCACCAUUUGGAAUGCUGGCAAGCAAGGCAAGAAGCUCUACAGAAGCUUGUCACCAGCUAAUCAGAAAAAGGUAUCUGCAUUUUGUGAUGUUGAUGAAAAGAAAAUAACAAAAGGAUUCUACACCUAUGAGGAAUCUGAGGAGAGACCAAAACCAAAAAUUCCUGUGUGUCACUUCAGGGAUGCAACUCCACCCUUCGUGAUCUGUGUGAAGCUGGACAUGACAGGUGGAGCCUUUGAAACAAACCUGGCCACGCUGAACCUGAAGGAAGGGAAGGAUUAUUAUCACUUUAACUAAAGCAAGAGGCAGUGCUGCAAUGCUGUGGUCUGCACCACCUCAUGUCAUCAUCUUGCUGCUGAAAUGGAGAAGUUCCUGUCUUUUCCCCUUCCCCAGGAAGGGCAGAGGAGCAGGGGCUGCACAUCUGUGUCUGGAAUGUGGCGCUGCCAGCCUGGAAUGCGCUCUGGGAUGGGGCUGCAAGGGCCUCAGGCAGCAGCUCCAGCCAUCCCACGUGUUCUGCAGCUGGCUGCCAACAUCCUCAGGGACACCUCCAUGAAAAAAGCAGCCCCUGGAGCACAUUCCCACCUCACCUUGGCCACCAGCUGGGGUCUGGGCACUUUCAUGAGGUCGCAGAGGCAGUUUCGUCUCUCCCUCACCACGGGCAGCUCUGCUUCCCUGGGAGAGCAAAGGUUGUUUCCACUUAAUUCAGAGAAAUCCAUAAAACAUCCACAAAACUCCCUCAGUGAUCCCUGCCAGCCCUGCACCACAAUGGGGGUGUCCUUUCAUGCACAUUUCAAAUGACAGGGGUUUUUUUGUUGUGUCACAUUUGAAGGCUAAAGGACCAUUUUUGUACCACCCUAAGUCAGAUAAACCACAAAUACACACCAGAUCUGCCACAGGUCUAAUAAAAUGUCUAAUUUCAGCUAAUAUUAGCCACUGGCUAAUAAAAGGUCCAAGACUAUUCUUUUAUAGGGUUUUAUAUUAAAAAACCCUUCUUAUUUGAACAACUCUUUUGAAUAGAAGUUCAUUUAAUUUACUCUCUAAAGUGAUUGGAUUUGGAGAAGACCCUCUAUAAAGAAAAAACAAAAAAGGGUGAGUUAUAAAUAACUUCAACCUUUUUUUUUCACACCUUGGACAAUUUGUCUUAUUUACCACUGGAAAGUUUCCUGUGGCUAAACACAGUGUAGUAUUUAUAGAGUAAUUUGUUUAAACUCUGCAUGACACAAUUGUAUGAUAAAGUCUCUGGAGUCCCAACAAGGAAAAUAUGUGCAUCCCAGUAAUUACCAUACUCCUUCAAAUUCCCAUUUGGCUUCCUGCUGCUAAUACUUAGGGUAAUUCAGAAUUUAGACUGAUUAUUUGAGCACUGGGAGAGCUUGAGGAAAACAAGCAGCUCACUGUGACACUCAGCAACAACUUCAAAUCUCUUUUUCUGUAAAUAGCUCAAAUCUACCACGAUAAAACAAUUACGUUUUGAGUAAAUGAGCUCUUUGUCUUUCAUCUCAGAGCAGUGGCCACAGUGCAGCAGGGCACUCAGGGCUUGCUCCAAGCCAGAACAAGCCAGGCACACCCUAAAAAUGACAGGGUGAAAACAGAAUAUUCAUUUCUCUGGAGUGUUUUUCUGGGGAAGUGUUUUGCUUUGAUUUAGGAACACAGUUGUUUAUGAGCAGAGCUGAACUCCACUGCUUUUCCUGUUCCACUGUGAGUGCUGGCCCUGGAACCAUCCCUGGUGACAGCACUCAGCUCAUCCUGCAGUGUCAGCUAACAAAUUCCUUCUGCAAUUCCUGAGCAAGCCUGCCCUUAAAUGCAGGUUUGCUAAUGGAGCUCUGAGUCACACCCAACACAAUCCUGAACUUCCAUGUGCAUUAAACAAGGAAUUGUAACCACAGCAGCACUGCAGGCAACCACUCCUUCCAACCUGAGACUCUUGUUCCAGUUUUGUACUGGAAAAUUCAGAAAAAAGAGCAGCAGCCACCCCUCCUAAUGAUAAACUCAGCUUUCUUUUCACAAAUAUAAAGUUCUUUAAGCUCAAGUACAGAAAUAAACUGAAAACUACAUAAAAGUCAAACAGUGUAACUGCAAUCUGAACUCUGUCAGCCAUCCUUAAGGUGUAUUUGUUCUUUGAGCUUGUCUGGGGUAAAUUUAUUUCCAUGAAAUGUCAACACAAAAUUCAUUUAAUAGAAUGACUAAAUAAAUUAUAUAUUUUUCUAUAUUUGUCUGUUCUCUGUGAAUGCUGUUUGGGGCAGCUGCAUGGGCCAGGUCUGUGACAAGGAAAAAUGUUUAACGAGGCAGCAAAAUGAAUAAUUAUUAUCUUCAAAUUCUGUAUUUUCUCAAAC